AUGCCUAUAAUACAAUCCAGGGGAACUGUUUUUACAGUAGAUAGUUGUCCGGGAAACAUUUCCGAGGUUGAAGAUGCUUCCCAAAGACUGAACUGUUCUGAAAUUGACAAGUUUGAAAACAUAUAUCAUUGUCUACCACUGUCGGACUUGUCUCAGCUUGUGGAAUUGUGUUACCAAACCAGCUUUAUGAUUGAAAAGGGUAAUUGCAUGGUUCUACAAUCCGGAUUUUUAAACAACCGAUCAUGUCUACAUUUUACUGAAGGCUGUCCCAAGAAGCACUACCAAUCCAAAUUGAUGCUGAAAUUGCUCUGUUUAUGUUUUGUUUGGAAACGAAAACGUUCUCGUAAUUCCAAUGAAAAGCAAACUGGAGGAAUUAGGAUGAAUUUACUGCAGAGUCAAUAUUCAGAAAUGGAAGCUUUAUUACAGAAGAAAGAAAAUGAAGACCGGAGUGAAGGAGGUACAACCCUAAUUGAAGAUAUCUUGAAAAGUUGGCGAGAAGAUAACUCACAGUUUGUCCCAACAACCGCAUGUAAUUUUGUAGAAGAAAAAAUUAAAAGUCAAAACCUGGUAACGGUUGUCGGAAAUUCUGGAUGCGGAAAAACUGCAACUAUUCAACACAUCGCACUGAAGUUUGAAGAAAAUGGAUGGAAUAUCAAACCUGUCGAUGAGGUAAAAGAAAUAAAAGAAAUAUGUUCUCUUGAAAUAUCGCAAAAUAAUCGAAUAUUGUUUGUUCUAAAUGAUCCUAUUGGUAAGGAGUCAUUAGAUGACGUUUCAUAUAAUUCAUGGAAAACGUAUGAGAACACGCUAGCGACUUGCUUAAAGAAGGUAAAAUUAUUAGUGUCAUGUAGGAGAUGUGUCAUUUAUGACAAAAGAUUAGAAGGAAUUCUCAAAAAGGACUCAAACAUAGUAGAAAUUGACAGCGAGAAAUGGAAACUGUCAGCGGAAGAGAAAAGAAAGAUCCUAAAUAAAUACUGUCAACAUAUGCAUUUGUCUGAGGAAAAUAUCAAAGAAAUUAUUAGAUCAGAAGCUUAUUUUCCCUUGCUUUGUAAAUUGUUUUCAAAUGAAUCAACUUACAAAAAGAAAGGAAUAUGUUUAUUUAAACACCCCUUUGAAAUCAUGAAAAAGGACAUCGUACGUUUGAAAGAAUUAGAUAAAAAGAAAUAUUGCGGCUUAAUUUUGAUUGUGGUUUUUAACAAUAACUUGAAUGUUGAAACCAUCAGAGGCAAGGACAAUUCUUUCCAGAAAUACAGAGACAUUUUAAGAAUAUGUGAACUAUCAGAAAAUACAAAUAUAGCAGUCAUUCGCAGUACCCUCCAUCAACUUAAAGGGUCACUGGUCAAAUGUGUCGGACAUACUUUCCAAUUCCUUCACGAUUUCAUCAUGGAAAUAUCGACAUUGGUACUUGGUGUCGAUUGCCCAAAAGAGACAAUACAGUACGCAGACAGUAGUUUUCUGCGACGUCGGAUGAGAAUAGACGACGAUACAGAAGAGAAAGAUCGAGAUCCCUUCACUGUUUACCUGCCUGAAGAAUACAUUGGAGAUCUUGUGGACAGGUUUAUUAUUGACAUGCAAACACAACACCUUGUAGAUGUUCUGCUCAAUCCAUGUUUAAGGAAAAAGAAUGUGAUCAAAUCUUUUAAGGAAAAAGUUGAUUCACCCGGAAAGCUUCUUGUCAGAAUUAAAUGUGAAAUAGACAGAUCGGAAUUUUCAAAAUCAUUUGAAGGCACUGGAUUGUCAAGGCUUGGUUUCCUUGAUUUGUACUGUGAAAUAUGUCCUUUGGUCGGACUUAUCGUAUUUUGUCAUAAUGAUAUUUCUUCUUUUUUCUUAAACACAAUCCCUGAAACUAAGUUGAAAGAAUAUCCAAUAUUCUCUGCUAUAUGUGCGAAUGGCGAUUUAAACCUAUUAAAUUUUCUCAGUGAGGAAUAUAAAAAAUCAGCAAUGAUCGAAACAUGGAAUUCAUUUUUACCAAUUCACAUUGCUUCUGUAUUUUAUAAUUUUUCAAUAAUUGGGGAAUUGGUAAGAUUCGGUGCUGACGUAAACAAGCUAACAACUGAUGACAGGUGGUCUCCAUUAUCAUUAACUGCUGCAAAUGACGACGAACAUAUGAAAGAAGCCGGAAUAGAUACAGAUAAGGGAGAAAGACGUAAUGCAACCAUUAUUUGCUUAUUAAACAAUGGCUCUGACAUCAAUUUAUGUACCAACGAUAGCGUCAGUCCUCUUAAUAUGGCUUGUCAAAAUGGACAUGAUAUUACGGUACAACUGUUACUAAACAACGGUGCUGACAUUAACUUAUGUAACAAGAAUGGAGUCAGUCCUCUUUAUUUAGCUUGUGAAAAUGGACAUGAUAGCACGGUACAACUGUUACUGAACAACGGUGCUGAUAUCAAUUUAUGUGAAAAUGAUGGAGUCAGUCCUCUUUAUAUAGCUUGUUAUAAUGGACAUGAUAGCUCGGUACAACUGUUACUGAACAACGGUGCCGACAUCAAUUUAUGUGAAAAUGAUGGAGUCAGUCCUCUUUAUAUAGCUUGUCAAAAUGGACAUGAUAAAACUGUUCAACUGUUACUGACCAACGGUGCCGACAUCAAUUUAUGUGAAACUGAUGGAGUCAAUCCUCUUCAUAUAGCUUGUCAAAAUGGACAUGAUAAAACUGUACAACUGUUACUGAACAACGGUGCCGACAUCAAUUUAUGUGAAAAUGAUGGAGUCAGUCGUCUUUAUAUAGCCUGUGAAAAUGGACAUGAUAGCACGGUGCAACUGUUACUGAACAACGGUGCCGAUAUCAAUUUAUGUAGUAAUAAUGGAGUCAGUCCUCUUUAUAUAGCUUGUCAAAAUGGACAUAAUAGUACGGUACAACUAUUACUGAACAACGGUGCCGACAUCAAUUCGUGUGAUAAUGAUGGAGACAGUUCUCUUUAUAUAGCUUGUGAAAAUGGAUAUGAUAGCACGAUACAAUUGUUACUGAACAACGGUGCUGACAUUAAUUUACGUAACAAGAAUGGAGUCAGUCCUCUUCAUAUAGCUUGUCAAAAUGGACAUGAUAAAACUGUACAACUGUUACUGAACAACGGUGCCGACAUCAAUUUAUGUGAAAAUGAUGGAGUCAGUCCUCUUUAUAUAGCCUGUAAAAAUGGACAUGAUAGCACGGUACAACUGUUACUGAACAACGGUGCCGAUAUCAAUUUAUGUGAAAAUGAUGGAGUCAGUCCUCUUUAUAUAGCUUGUUAUAAUGGACAUGAUAGCACGGUACAACUGUUACUGAACAACGGUGCCGAUAUCAAUUUAUGUGAAAAUGAUAGAUUUAGUCCUCUUUAUAUAGCCUGUGAAAAUGGACAUGAUAGCACGGUACAACUGUUACUGAACAACGGUGCCAACAUCAAUUUAUGUAGUAAUGAUGGAGUCAGUCCUCUUUGUAUAGCUUGUCAAAAUGGAAAUGACAGAACCGUACAACUGUUACUGAACAACGGUGCCGACAUCAAUUUAUGUAAUAAUGAUGGAUUCAGUCCUCUAAGUAUAGCCUGCCAAGUUGGACACGAUAGCAAUGUUCAGCUAUUACUGAACAACGGUGCCGACAUUAAUUUAUAUAGUAAUGAUGGAGUCAGUCCUCUUAAUAUAGCUUGUCAAAAUGGACAUGAUCAAACGGUACAACUGUUACUGAACAACGGUGCCGACAUCAAUUUAUGUGAAAAUGAUGGAGUCAGUCCUCUUUAUAUAGCCUGUGAAAAUGGACAUGAUAGCACGGUACAACUGUUACUGAACAACGGUGCCGAUAUCAAUUUACGUGAAAAUGAUGGAGUCAGUCCUCUUUAUAUAGCUUGUUAUAAUGGACAUGAUAGCACGGCACAACUGUUACUGAACAACGGUGCCGAUAUCAAUUUAUGUGAAAAUGAUAGAUUCAGUCCUCUUUAUAUAGCCUGUGAAAAUGGACAUGAUAGCACGGUACAACUGUUACUGAACAACGGUGCCAACAUCAAUUUAUGUAGUAAUGAUGGAGUCAGUCCUCUUUGUAUAGCUUGUCAAAAUGGAAAUGACAGAACCGUACAACUGUUACUGAACAACGGUGUCGACAUCAAUUUAUGUAAUAAUGAUGGAUUCAGCCCUCUAAGUAUAGCCUGCCAAGUCGGACACGAUAGCAAUGUUCAGCUAUUACUGAACAACGGUGCCGACAUUAAUUUAUAUAGUAAUGAUGGAGUCAGUCCUUUUAAUAUAGCCUGCCAAUUUGGACAUGAUCAAACGGUACAACUGUUACUGAACAACGGUGCCGACAUCAAUUCAUGUGAUAAUGAUGGAGACAGUCCUCUUUAUAUAGCUUGUCAAAAUGGACAUGAUAGCUCGGUACAACUGUUACUGAACAACGGUGCCGACAUCAAUUUAUGUGAAAAUGAUGGAGUCAGUCCUCUUUAUAUAGCUUGUCAAGUUGGACAUGAUAAAACUGUUCAACUGUUACUGACCAACGGUGCCGACAUCAAUUUAUGUGAAACUGAUGGAGUCAAUCCUCUUCAUAUAGCUUGUCAAAAUGGACAUGAUAAAACUGUACAACUGUUACUGAACAACGGUGCCGACAUCAAUUUAUGUGAAAAUGAUGGAGUCAGUCGUCUUUAUAUAGCCUGUGAAAAUGGACAUGAUAGCACGGUGCAACUGUUACUGAACAACGGUGCCGAUAUCAAUUUAUGUAGUAAUAAUGGAGUCAGUCCUCUUUAUAUAGCUUGUCAAAAUGGACAUAAUAGUACGGUACAACUAUUACUGAACAACGGUGCCGACAUCAAUUCGUGUGAUAAUGAUGGAGACAGUUCUCUUUAUAUAGCUUGUGAAAAUGGAUAUGAUAGCACGAUACAAUUGUUACUGAACAACGGUGCUGACAUUAAUUUACGUAACAAGAAUGGAGUCAGUCCUCUUCAUAUAGCUUGUCAAAAUGGACAUGAUAAAACUGUACAACUGUUACUGAACAACGGUGCCGACAUCAAUUUAUGUGAAAAUGAUGGAGUCAGUCCUCUUUAUAUAGCCUGUGAAAAUGGACAUGAUAGCACGGUACAACUGUUACUGAACAACGGUGCCGAUAUCAAUUUAUGUGAAAAUGAUGGAGUCAGUCCUCUUUAUAUAGCUUGUUAUAAUGGACAUGAUAGCACGGUACAACUGUUACUGAACAACGGUGCCGAUAUCAAUUUAUGUGAAAAUGAUAGAUUCAGUCCUCUUUUUAUAGCCUGUGAAAAUGGACAUGAUAGCACGGUGCAACUGUUACUGAACAACGGUGCCGAUAUCAAUUUAUGUAGUAAUAAUGGAGUCAGUCCUCUUUAUAUAGCUUGUCAAAAUGGACAUAAUAGUACGGUACAACUAUUACUGAACAACGGUGCCGACAUCAAUUCGUGUGAUAAUGAUGGAGACAGUUCUCUUUAUAUAGCUUGUGAAAAUGGAUAUGAUAGCACGAUACAAUUGUUACUGAACAACGGUGCUGACAUUAAUUUACGUAACAAGAAUGGAGUCAGUCCUCUUCAUAUAGCUUGUCAAAAUGGACAUGAUAAAACUGUACAACUGUUACUGAACAACGGUGCCGACAUCAAUUUAUGUGAAAAUGAUGGAGUCAGUCCUCUUUAUAUAGCCUGUGAAAAUGGACAUGAUAGCACGGUACAACUGUUACUGAACAACGGUGCCGAUAUCAAUUUAUGUGAAAAUGAUGGAGUCAGUCCUCUUUAUAUAGCUUGUUAUAAUGGACAUGAUAGCACGGUACAACUGUUACUGAACAACGGUGCCGAUAUCAAUUUAUGUGAAAAUGAUAGAUUCAGUCCUCUUUUUAUAGCCUGUGAAAAUGGACAUGAUAGCACGGUACAACUGUUACUGAACAACGGUGCCAACAUCAAUUUAUGUAGUAAUGAUGGAGUCAGUCCUCUUUGUAUAGCUUGUCAAAAUGGAAAUGACAGAACCGUACAACUGUUACUGAACAACGGUGCCGACAUCAAUUUAUGUAAUAAUGAUGGAUUCAGUCCUCUAAGUAUAGCCUGCCAAGUUGGACACGAUAGCAAUGUUCAGCUAUUACUGAACAACGGUGCCGACAUUAAUUUAUAUAGUAAUGAUGGAGUCAGUCCUCUUAAUAUAGCUUGUCAAAAUGGACAUGAUCAAACGGUACAACUGUUACUGAACAACGGUGCCGACAUCAAUUUAUGUGAAAAUGAUGGAGUCAGUCCUCUUUAUAUAGCCUGUGAAAAUGGACAUGAUAGCACGGUACAACUGUUACUGAACAACGGUGCCGAUAUCAAUUUACGUGAAAAUGAUGGAGUCAGUCCUCUUUAUAUAGCUUGUUAUAAUGGACAUGAUAGCACGGCACAACUGUUACUGAACAACGGUGCCGAUAUCAAUUUAUGUGAAAAUGAUAGAUUCAGUCCUCUUUAUAUAGCCUGUGAAAAUGGACAUGAUAGCACGGUACAAUUGUUACUGAACAACGGUGCCAACAUCAAUUUAUGUAGUAAUGAUGGAGUCAGUCCUCUUUGUAUAGCUUGUCAAAAUGGAAAUGACAGAACCGUACAACUGUUACUGAACAACGGUGCCGACAUCAAUUUAUGUAAUAAUGAUGGAUUCAGUCCUCUAAGUAUAGCCUGCCAAGUUGGACACGAUAGCAAUGUUCAGCUAUUACUGAACAACGGUGCCGACAUUAAUUUAUAUAGUAAUGAUGGAGUCAGUCCUCUUAAUAUAGCCUGCCAAUUUGGACAUGAUCAAACGGUACAACUGUUACUGAACAACGGUGCCGACAUCAAUUCAUGUGAUAAUGAUGGAGACAGUCCUCUUUAUAUAGCUUGUCAAAAUGGACAUGAUAGCUCGGUACAACUGUUACUGAACAACGGUGCCGACAUCAAUUUAUGUAACAAGGAUGAUGUAAGUCCCCUGUCGAUAGCUAAAAAAAAUGGACAUGACAGUACAGUCAAACUAUUAGUUAACAAUGUCGCCUUAUCAAUCUCAUGA
Messenger RNA from Saccostrea echinata, 6948 nucleotides. RefSeq lists its product as uncharacterized. Gene Ontology annotation, cellular component: cytoplasm; nucleus. The transcript is spliced from 5 exons. The record is from RefSeq and is a predicted model, not a curated record. The coding region runs from base 1 to 6948 and encodes 2315 amino acids. Gene Ontology annotation, molecular function: protein binding. NCBI's taxonomy places the organism in Eukaryota, Metazoa, Mollusca, Bivalvia, Ostreida, Ostreidae.